Dama dama (fallow deer) is the source of this 1008-nucleotide messenger RNA. RefSeq names its product taste 2 receptor member 38 (gene TAS2R38). The transcript has a single exon. Gene Ontology annotation, molecular function: G protein-coupled receptor activity; bitter taste receptor activity. Gene Ontology annotation, biological process: sensory perception of taste; detection of chemical stimulus involved in sensory perception of bitter taste; G protein-coupled receptor signaling pathway. The record is from RefSeq and is a predicted model, not a curated record. Lineage: Eukaryota; Metazoa; Chordata; Mammalia; Artiodactyla; Cervidae. The coding region runs from base 1 to 1008 and encodes 335 amino acids. Gene Ontology annotation, cellular component: membrane.
AUGGUGACUCUGACUCACAUCGGAUCUGUGCCCUCCGAAGUCAGGAAUGCAUUUCUGUUCUUUUCAGUCCUGGAGUUUGCAGUAGGGAUCCUGGUCAAUGCCUUCAUUUUCUUGGUGAAUUUCCGGGACCUGGUGAGGAGGCAGCCACUGAGCCACUGUGAUCUCGUCCUGUUGAGUCUCAGCCUCACCCGGCUUGUCCUGCACGGGCUGCUCCUUCUGAAGGCCAUCCAGCUUACUCAUUUCCAGCGGCUAAGAGACCCGCUGAGCUUCAGCUACCAGACCAUCAUCAUACUCUGGAUGAUCGUCAAUCAAGCCGGCCUCUGGUUCGCCACAUGCCUUAGUCUCCUCUACUGCUCCAAGAUUGUCCGUUUCUCUCAUGCCUUCCUGCUCCAUGCGGCAAUCUGGAUCUCCAGAAAGAUCCCCCAGAUGCUUCUGAGUGUUGUGGUUCUCUCCUGUGUCUGCACUCUUCUCUGCUUAUGGGACUUUUUUAGUGGAUCUCGUUUCUCAGCUGUAACUAGGCUACUCACGAAUAACAGUACUGAACUCAAUUUGAACAUUGCAAAGCUCAGCUUCUUUCAUUCCUUCCUCUUCUGUGGCCUGGCAUCCAUCCCUUCUUUCUUGCUUUUCCUGGUUUCCUCUGGGGUGCUGGUGUUCUCCCUGGGGAGGCACGUGAGGAUGAUGAGGGCCAAAACCAGAGGCUCUCGGGACCCCAGCCUGGAGGCUCACACCCGGGCGCUCAGGUCUCUCGUCUCUUUCUUCUGCCUGUAUGUGCUGUCACUCUGCGCCGCCUUAUUCUCGAUGCCAUUGCUGACGCUGUGGCACAGCAAGGCCGGGGUGAUGGUCUGCGUAGGGAUAAUGGCAGCCUGUCCCUCGGGACAUGCAGUCAUUCUGAUCUCAGGGAAUGCCAAGCUGAGGAGGGCUGUGGACACCAUUCUGCUUUGGGCUCAGAGCAGCCUCAGGGUAAAAGUGGACCACAAGACAGAUCCCAGGAUGCCAGGUCUGUGUUGA